AUGACAGCGUGUGACUUGGGGGCCGUCACCAAACCCUGGGAAAUAUCACGCAAGGUAAAAAAGGACAGGCUAUUUCAUUCAUGCUGCCUGGAAAAGUGUAUAUUAGGAUAUUCUGAAUAUUCUCAGGCCUGUCAUUUCACUGUAUGCCUGUAAAAAUCAUUGUAUUCUCUCAUGCUAAUAGUUGUUCUGAUGUUCUCCUGUUAGGUGGCAGAGCUGGUCACCAGUGAGUUCUUUGAGCAGGGGGACAGAGAGAGAUCUGAACUGAAGCUCACGCCAUCUGUGAGUUCAUCAUCAUAUGAGCAAAUUCUCCACUGUUGUUUUUGGCCUAAAUAAAGCCUAUGACAUAAGCAGGUGUGAAAGUAAGGCGGUACGGUCCCGUACGGCGUCCCGGAAAAAUGAAUAGUGGGGGUACACUGCGCCGGUAAAACAUGAGCCUAUCACAAUCAUUCAAAAAAAUGUCAAGAAAACUGUAGGCUUUUACACCAUUAUUUAUCAUUACCGCAUGUCAGAGGCAUGAGAAAGGAGCGAAUAGGUUUGAAAACAGGUGGUAUAGCCUACGCUCCAAAAUGUGAUGUGGUUCAACAAGAAGCUUGUGCACACAUAGGAGGUCCUGUACCGGGAAGAAAUUCAAUCUACUUUUACCCCUGGCCAUAGGACUUAUAGUCUAGACAUUGGUCAUUUGUUACAUAGAGCUUGCAUCACACUGUGUGAGAGAGGAGAGUUGUCAGCUAGUACAUAGAGUCCCUCUACUGCAGGGUUUCCCAACUGGCGGCUCGCCAAGUUUCCAUAGCAAAAUUGUUUAAUUGUUGGACAUAAAAAGACUAAAAACAACAGCAAAUCAGCUCCAAAUGAUUUGAAUACUGUUCCAAAGUAUUCCCACGUAUAAUAGAGAGAUAUACUGUAUGUGAUCGUAUACAAAUGUAAGCAAGGUUUGAAAUGAUUAUGUUUUAGUCAAAUAUUAUAUCUGUUUGGGCUUCUUACGGUCUACAAAUUAUAUUCCGGCCCCCUGACCAUCCGCUCAAGAAAAAUGAUCUAGUUGAUGAUCCCUGCUCUACAGUGCCUAAAGCAGUCUUUGGACUAGGUUUUUAAUCAGGUGGCUCUGUAUGUCCUAGAAUAAUGCUCUUACACAAGCCUGUUACCAAACACUUACAACAUCUAUUUAACCUCUGCACCUGUCUAUAGGUGACAGAAAGAAGUGACAACGACACCUUCCUAUAAUCACAUUGGCUGCCGUGUCCUCCUAACCAGUAGAUAACAGGGGCCAUAAAAUGUAUCAUAAGUCUUCUAUGAAUGAUUUAAAAAAUCCUGCAAGAUAAUCCUAGAUAAAUAUAGAUUAAAUGUCUUACUUUGGUCAGCCUUGACAUGAGUCAACUCAUCAUUCUACACUGAGUGUACAAAACAUUAGGAACACCUUCCUAAUAUUGAGUUGCACCCCCUUUUGCCCUCAGAACAGCCUCAAUGUUGACUCCAAUGCUUCCCACAGUUGUGUCAAGUUUGAUGGAUGUCCUUUAGGUGGUGGACCAUUCUUGAUACACACAGGAAACUGUUGAGUGAAAAACCCAGUUGCAGUUCUUGACACACUCAAACCAGUGCGCCUGGCACCUACUACCAUACCCCGUUCAAAGGCACUUAAAUCUUUUGUCUUUCCCAUUCAGCCUCUGAAUGGAACACAUACACAAUCCAUGUCUCAAUUGUCUCAAGGCUUAAAAACCCUUCAUCUACACUGAUUGAAGUGGAUUUAACAGGUGACAUCAAUAACGGAUCAUAGCUUUCACCUGGAUUCACCUGGUCAGUCUAUGUCAUGGAAAGAGCAGGUGUUCUUAAUGUUUUGUACACUCAGUGUAUAUUCUACAUGUAUAAGUACUGUAUUCAAAGCCAAAGCACUAAAAUAGAAGAAUUCCUGGUGUUUUAUUUCAGAGCUUUGAAGUCCAAACGGUGCUGCAGGUUCUUAGGGAGUAGAGCAGAGCAGCGUCCGUCUGUAAUUACUGCCGGUUGACUAAUCACGCCCGGCCACAUUGGUUCCCCUCUGAAGUAGCUAGCUAAUGCAAUAGCCUCAGGUUGCUUUUCAGCCUGUGUCAAACCCUUUAGCGCUGAGCGUGUGUGUGGGUGUUGUGAAUUAAAUAUUCAACUCAAUAUUCAAGCGUAGCCCAGUAACUAUCUGUGAAGCGCAGCCUCUCUCUCUGGAGCCUCAGAAGUUCAUGCAGCAAGAGAGGAGACUGAGGCAGAAUGGAAAAUAGGAUCUGGAAUGAACUUGUUUGGCAUAACGGGAAAGGGUGCAUUUUAUAGAUUCAGUUCUACAACAGCACUGACAAACAUUGCAGUACUGAAGUGUGCACUGACAAACAUUGCAGUACUGAAGUGUACAUUCAUGUGCUAGGACUAGAAGCCAUUCCCCUUUUUUCUCCUACUCUUAUUUCCCGACGUGCGAGCCUGUCUUUGUGUAGCCCAAGUUGUACUCUUAAGGAGCCUACCGUUACUCCUUAAGGUCCAAAGACUAUUUUAACAAACCGAGCGCAAUGGUCAAUCUAAGCGCUGGCGCUAUAGGUUCGGGAUGUCUCAUAAAUGCUAUUUUCACAACCACAAUUAUCAGCGCAGUUGCUGGCGUUGGCGCGAAAGGCCUUGGUUUUGAUGAAUAAACAAGUUGUGGGUGUGUCGAGGCUUGGCCCCUCACUAGCCAAUCAGGACGUGCGCCAUGGCUAAAUAAGUGGUUGCUUCAAGUUGUGUAUAUUUACGGUCGUUUAUGUAUUGCCUUGGAAUCAGCUCCAAUUCCAAUGUUAGUCCAUUAUAGUUUGUUAAACAGCUCACAGAAACAAAAUAACAACAUGUAUACCUAUCCCAUCUUUGCUAAAUACACUGCUCAAAAAAAUAAAGGGAACACUUAAACAACACAAUGUAACUCCAAGUCAAUCACACUUCUGUGAAAUCAAACUGUCCACUUAGGAAGCAACACUGAUUGACAUUAAAUUUCACAUGCUGUUGUGCAAAUGGAAUAGACAACAGGUGGAAAUUAUAGGCAAUUGGCAAGACACCCCCAAUAAAGGACUGGUUUUGCAGGUGGUGACCACAGACCACUUCUCAGUUCCUAUGCUUCCUGGCUGAUGUUUUGGUCACUUUUGAAUGCUGGCGGUGCUUUCACUCUAGUGGUAGCAUGAGACGGAGUCUACAACCCACACAAGUGGCUCAGGUAGUGCAGCUCAUCCAGGAUGGCACAUCAAUGCGAGCUGUGGCAAGAAGGUUUGCUGUGUCUGUCAGCGUAGUGUCCAGAGCAUGGAGGCGCUACCAGGAGACAGGCCAGUACAUCAGGAGACGUGGAGGAGGCCGUAGGAGGGCAACAACCCAGCAGCAGGACUGCUACCUCCGCCUUUGUGCAAGGAGGAGCAGGAGGAGCACUGCCAGAGCCCUGCAAAAUGACCUCCAGCAGGCCACAAAUGUGCAUGUGUCUGCUCAAACGGUCAGAAACAGACUCCAUGAGGGUGGUAUGAGGGCCCGACGUCCACAGGUGGGGGUUGUGCUUACAGCCCAACACCGUGCAGGACGUUUGGCAUUUGCCAGAGAACACCAAGAUUGGCAAAUUCGCCACUGGCGCCCUGUGCUCUUCACAGAUGAAAGCAGGUUCACACUGAGCACAUGUGACAGACGUGACAGAGUCUGGAGACGCCGUGGAGAACGUUCUGCUGCCUACAACAUCCUCCAGCAUGACUGGUUUGGCGGUGGGUCAGUCAUGGUGUGGGGUGGCAUUUCUUUGGGGGGCCGCACAGCCCUCCAUGUGCUCGCCAGCGGUAGCCUGACUGCCAUUAGGUACCGGCCCGCCCGUUCCCCAGACCUGAAUCCAAUUGAGCACAUCUGGGACAUCAUGUCUCGCUCCAUCCACCAACGCCACGUUGCACCACAGACUGUCCAGGAGUUGGCGGAUGCUUUAGUCCAGGUCUGGGAGGAGAUCCCUCAGGAGACCAUCCGCCACCUCAUCAGGAGCAUGCCCAGGCGUUGUAGGGAGGUCAUACAGGCACGUGGAGGCCACACACACUACUGAGCCUAAUUUUGACUUGUUUUAAGGACAUUACAUCAAAGUUGGAUCAGCCUGUAGUGUGGUUUUCCACUUAAAUUUUGAGGGUGACUCCAAAUCCAGACCUCCAUGGGUUGAUAAAUUUGAUUUCCAUUGAUAAUUUUUGUGUGAUUUUGUUGUCAGCACAUUCAACUAUGUAAAGAAAAGUAUUUAAUAAGAUUAUUUCAUUCAUUCAGAUCUAGGAUGUGUUAUUUUAGUGUUCCCUUUAUUUUUUUGAGCAGUGUAGUAGGCCUAGGGUAACGGUAGCCUACCGAGGGCUUGUUUUUUAAAAAUCACAAAAAAAAACAGAACACAAACAAUUGAUACAGGAAAAUAACUUCUAAAUACGAGGUUCACCGGUAUUCACCGAUGUUCUCAUCUCUCGUUUCACGAUGGGCAUGGACACAUGUAGCCUACAUCAUGGAGGGGUUUUUACACACGUUCAAAUCAUGGCUAAAAUAAUGUAGGCCUGACUAUAACACAUAGAUAAAAAGGGAAUGUCAGCUCACUGUGUUGCUCCUCUCAAACAUUAUAUUUUAAUAAAGCUUUGGUGAUUAAGAUUUAUUUUCAAGCGGUCUCACAAGCCAAACACUUUAUCGACGGUCUUGACUAGCCUAAUUGAUUAAAUUGGGCAGGACAAAAAGAAAACAGCCUUCAUUGAGAGGGGAGGCUAUGCAUCGUUUUUAAUAAAAUAAAACGUGAGUGUUUUAUGUUUCUUAAUACGAAGUAUACAGGCACCAAAAGCAUAUCUUGUCCGAUGCGCAUAUGGGCAUUGUGUGUCACGGCUGGAUAGGCUGCGUUUCCGCUGUCAAAAUUCAUGCCAUAACCAACUGCGUUACCGCUAAAACCAGCUUUUGGUUGGUCUUAAAUAUCACUACCAGCGCUGCCUGAAAUUAGCACUUUGGAUCAUGUUUUUAAGGACACACCUCAAAUAUAUCCACCCCUCCCAUCUGAGUGCAAGCAUGCUGAUGUUAGACAGGUAAAUUACCGAACCUGGCGUUAGGGCUGGAAAAUGCCAGUUCGCCAGUUUUUACAUGAUGAAAUUGCAAACUAAUGUGCGUUUGACACUAGCGCCAGAAAUAGAGCCAUAUAUGUUAUUUUCAGAGGUAGACUGGCUCUGGCAGCCAAAACAGCCAAAUACCCUAUCUAAACGUGAAUCGAUUCUCAACUGCGAUACGGUUCUAGAAACAUAAAAGCCUUUACUUUCAUAUCACAUCAAAAUAAUUUCACAAAUGCAAAAUAUACACUUACUCUACACUGUUUUAACCGGCUUUAUCACAGUUGCAGCUGACAGUAUUUUUCAGUGACAACACGUUUCUGGCAGCCUUCUUCCGUUACACACAUUUACAUUUAAGUCAUUUAGCAGACGCUCUUAUCCAGAGCGAUUUACAAAUUGGUGCACACAGGUGUUCGGAGCAUACUAAAUAGCGAAUUAGCACAGGUGGUCCCUCUGUUUUCUGUCUCUCUUCCGUAAACACGCGCUGUAACAUGGAGAUAUGGCCGUUUGGGAACACUAACCCCACAAAGUUGUGUAUCAAUUUAACCUUUUGUUUUUUGGAAAUUAUUUCUCACUGAUUUGAAAGAUAAGGUCCGUAUGCUUCCAAAACCGUACCGCAAGCGAUGCGUGUUAAUGUUCAGACCGAGCGUCGGGGCUCUUAACAAAACUCCACCCUACAAAAGACGCCUUCGUCCAAUUACUCUUAUGUGUAAUGUAAUGGAACUGAGAGUCAUGAUCAAGGGCUAGUCUGUGUGUAGGAAGGAAGUGGAACAGACGGUGAAGGAAUCAUGAGGCUUAAGCGUGUGUUUGUUUUCCAGGCCAUUUUUGAUCGAAACCGGAAGGACGAGUUGCCGGGCCUGCAGCUGGAGUGGAUCGAUGGGAUCUGUGCUCCGCUUUAUGAGGUAAUCCUCCGCAAUGCCUCCUCAACCUCCCCAAACCCUAGGGGACUCAAUCUGUUGCUG
This is a messenger RNA of Coregonus sp. 'balchen', 6001 nucleotides long. The record is from the annotation of a GenBank genome assembly. Lineage: Eukaryota; Metazoa; Chordata; Actinopteri; Salmoniformes; Salmonidae.